Messenger RNA from Nerophis lumbriciformis (worm pipefish), 1563 nucleotides. The record is from RefSeq and is a predicted model, not a curated record. NCBI's taxonomy places the organism in Eukaryota, Metazoa, Chordata, Actinopteri, Syngnathiformes, Syngnathidae.
AUGGCGUCACGCCCACGUGCAUCCUCCCAGCCUGGGAUGCUUUCCUUCCUCCAGACCUCUAAAGCGAGCAGCGCCUUACGCCCGAGGGCCGUGUCAUCGCGCUCUAGCUCUGUGCUGGAGGAAGAAUUAUCGUGCCCGGUGUGCUGCGAGAUCUUCAAGGAGCCCGUGGUGCUCAAGUGCAGCCACAGCUUUUGUCGGGCCUGCCUGCAGCAGUUCUGGAACAAGAAGAAGGCCCGCCGCGAGUGCCCCAUCUGCCGCAGGAAGUGCUCCCUGACCGAGCCCACGGUCAGCCUGGCCCUCAAGAAUGUGGCCGACACAUUCCUGCGGGAGGGGCGGCGCCAGGCGGAUAACGAGGAGACCCCCGGGGGGGACAGGGUGGAGGCACGGGAGGAACUGAGCUGUGUCGCCCACGGGGAAGAGCUCAAGCUCUUCUGCCUGGAUGACUUGGAGGUCCUCUGCUGUGUGUGCCACACCUCCAAGAAGCAUCAGGGUCACAAAGUCUGCCCACUAGAAGAAGGGGCGCACGAUCUCAAGGAGGGGCUGAAGAAAGAUCUGAUCCCCCUUAAGAAGAACCUGCGGCGCCUGUAUGAGGCUAAGCAAGAGUGUGAUGACACAACUGUGCAUAUCAAGAAUCAAACCCAGGCCACGGAGCAGCAGGUCAAAGAGGAGUUUGAGCAGCUGCGUGACUUCCUGCAAAAGGAGGAAACGGCCCGGUUGGCUGCUGUCCAGCGAGAGGCGGAGGAGAAGCACGAGCUGGUGAGGAAGAAGGCCGAGAGCAUCACAAGGGACAUCCUGACCUUCUCGCACACAGUCAUCGCCGUCGAGAAUGAGAUUGCGGGCGGCGAUGCGCUCUUUCUGCAGAAUUAUCCCAACACGAAGAAAAGAGCUGAGAUUCCGCAGAAGGAUCCGGAAAAAGUGUCUGGAGCGCUAAUAAAUGUGGCCAAGCAUGUCAGUUCCCUCAAGUAUCACGUUUGGGAGAAGAUGGUGGAGGUGGUUCAGUACACACCCAUCACGCUGGAUCCUAACACAGCAUACCCCUGGUUGUCCAUCUCCAAAGACCUGACCUGCGUGGCCAACAGUGGCUCGCUCCAGCAGCUCCCGGACAACCCCGAACGUUUCGGCCAUUUUGUCUUCGCAUUGGGCUCCGAAGGCUUCACGUCGGGUCGUCACGCGUGGGAGGUGGAGGUGGGUGACAAGGACGACUGGAUGCUCGGGGUGGUCCGCGAGUCCAUCGACCGCAAAGGCCGCAUCUCGGGUUGCCCCGAAGGCGGCUUCUGGAUGAUCUCGCACUACGAGGGCGAGUACUCUGCCAUGACCAGGCCCGGUACGUCCUUGCACGUGGAAGGCGAACUGAGCAGAGUCCGAGUGCAGCUGGACUACGACGCGGGUGAAGUGAUAUUCUCCGAUCCGGUGGGCAUGACGCCUAUCUACACCUUCAGCGACUCCUUCGACGACAAGAUGUUUCCCUUUUUCUGCCCUGGAGCUAACAUUAACGGGAAUAAUCCCAACCCUCUCAAGAUCUGCCCAGCGACAGUGGCCGUGUGGAAUAGCGCUACGUGGUAA